Molecule: messenger RNA, 2364 nt
Organism: Penicillium manginii
Lineage: Eukaryota; Fungi; Ascomycota; Eurotiomycetes; Eurotiales; Aspergillaceae
Exons: 1
Coding region: 1-2364 (787 amino acids)
Biological process (GO): DNA-templated transcription; regulation of DNA-templated transcription
Molecular function (GO): zinc ion binding; DNA-binding transcription factor activity, RNA polymerase II-specific; DNA binding
Source: RefSeq, a predicted model, not a curated record
AUGGACGCUACCUCUGCCCAGCGUAUGGCACAGGAUCGCAGGAGUCCCGCCCACGACCUAGAUGAUUGGGAUUCGGUACCCCCGUCGAAACGUAAAAAACUUCGAAGGGGAACUCGCAGCUGCUGGGAAUGCAAGCGACGGAAGAUGAAAUGCGUAUUUGACGGUCCCGAUGACGCAGUCUGCGUUGGCUGUCAUCGACGUUGGUCCAAAUGUGUGAGCCAGGAGUUCCCAGAGAAAGUGCCCACCCUCUUGGACAGCAGCCGCCAUCUACGGGAUCGCCUGCGACGAGUGGAGUCUCAACUUGACCAAUUUCUCCGUGUCGCGGGCGGCAACGAUGGCCAAGCAACGGCUGAAAAAGGCCCGGACCGGCCGCCGAAUCAUGGCAUCCCCACCCCGGCCUCGAUGUCCAAAAGCAACGCGUUUCCUGCAUCGCAUCGGCCCAUUAACACACCGGCCGAGGACAAAUAUCUUCAGGACCAACUCAUCCUCGACCAACCUCCAACCUCUGCCCUGCUAGCCAGUGAUCAAGGCGCAUCCGGGGCUGAUCCAUUGUCCCAGAGUCUCUACGAUUCCUUGCCCUCGCGGCGAGAUACCGCCAGAAUCUACAAGGCUAGCGGUGGCCACCAUUCUAUCCCAUUCCAUGAUAUCCUAACCACCCCAUACGGCAUUCUCGACCAGGAUUGCCUUCGGUCGCAAAGUCGCCUGCUCGAGAUUCCGGGCCCGAACGCACACCCAGUUUUGAUAGCGCGUCACAUGCUGCAUCUAGCGAGCUUCCUCCAGCACCUGCACCCAGAUCUUCAUGAAGAGCUUCGGGAUCUCUCGGAACCCCCACAGAUCAUACGCGAACGACUAGCGGAUAAAGCGAUCAGUCUGGUGACCACCAAUGACAGGUUCAUGGGCAGCAUUGAAUUUCUGGAAUGUAUUAUGAUCGAGAGCCUGUAUCAAGCCAAUUGUGGAUAUCUACGACGAAGCUGGAUUACUGCACGGCGAGCCAUGACUAUUGCGCAGUCGAUGGGUUUUCAUCGGCCGGGGGUCCGGCUCCAGUACAAGGUUCUCCACCCGGAGACCAAGGCAUACCCACACUUCAUGUGGUUCCGCAUUGUUUCCUACGAUCGACAGAUGUGUCUUAUGAUCGGUAUGCCGCAAGGGACCACCGAUCGAAGUAUGGCAUCUGAUGCGAUGCUCGCCAAGGAUUCGGCUAGCGGUCGACUUGAGCGAAUCCAUUGUGUCAUCGCAUCGCAAAUUUUGGAGCGCAACGAAUAUGACUCGGACAGCUAUGAUUUCGCGUGCAUGCAGAAUCUCGAUAAGGAGCUCCAGCGUGCGGCCCGAAGCUUGCCAAGCCGAUGGUGGCUGGUCCCGAACCUCAGCGGCGAGACGAAAGGCUCGCAGGCUUUGUUCUGGGAAAUGCGGCGACUGUCGCAACAAUUAUUUCAUUACAACCUUCUCAACCAGCUCCACCUUCCCUACAUGCUUCGCGACUCGGCUGAGCGCAAAUUUGAUUACUCCCGAAUCACUUGUGUCAACGCCUCGCGAGAGAUCUUAUCCCGCUUCAUCAUGCUGCGCCGCUGGAAUCAAGUAUCUUUUAGUUGCCGCACCAUCGACUUCACCGCUCUGAUGGCCGCCAUGACCCUGCUACUGGCUCAUCUGAAUAGUCACCGUUCCUCGCAGGCUGACAAUUUUCUCGCCUCCCAAUAUUUGGGUGACCGUGCCAUGAUCGAGCAGGCACAAGAAAACAUGAAGGAGCUGAACCGUCUGAACUCAGAUACCCUGAGUGCACGAAGUGCUCAGUUGCUGAACCGAUUGCUCGCCAUCGAGGCCAAGGCAGCUGAAGGUGACCUUCAAAGCGCCCAAAGCGUGAGCGUACAAGGGCCGGAAACCGAAGAAUUACAAUCCGACGACUCGAAUAACCCUGGCAAACAAGUCUAUAUCCCAUAUUUUGGGGUCAUUAAAGCUGCGGGAGAGAAUCAUGCUGACGGGAUGAGUUCCCAAGCACAACACGUGCCACUGGCAAACAACCAACAGGGCCAACCUUCAGUUGUCAUACGAAUAGGGCAGGAGGCAGAGACGCAAACACUGCCGGCCUAUCUUGCAACAUCACUACCUCCAGAUUCCUAUAACAACCAUUACCGUAAUAAAUUCAACAGCAACAGCACCAACAAUAACGUAACUGCUCUCUUUGCGCCGCUACUCUCGGAGGUUCUCUCAGAUGAUCCCACGCAGCAAUUUGAAUACCCUGGGACGGUAGCCAGAAUUGAUGAUGAUGCAUUUCAGGAUCUGGAUUUGGCUUUCUUGGACAACUUGAUGAGAGGCACCGGGGAAGAUGGACAAGGCGGCAUAGGCGCCACGGAAUGGCCCGCGGCAUGA